Molecule: messenger RNA, 444 nt
Organism: Daldinia vernicosa
Lineage: Eukaryota; Fungi; Ascomycota; Sordariomycetes; Xylariales; Hypoxylaceae
Exons: 2
Coding region: 1-444 (147 amino acids)
Source: RefSeq, a predicted model, not a curated record
AUGCCUGGAAAGCGAGCCUUGCCUUCCGAAGAGGGAGACCGCGCUGACCGCAAACGUGCCCGUACUAAAUUGACCACGGGCCUAGACAACAAGAAAACGAACCAGGCCAUCAACAUGGCGCUGAGCAAAGCGAAGGUCGGGAAGAAAUACGCCUGGAUGAACCAGGAGACACGCGCUGUUGAAAAUCCCCCACCGUCUUUCUACAAGGCCGUGGAAAAAGUAGGAGAAAAAGAAGCAGAGGGCACGCCUGCCAAGAACAUCACAGGCUCGAAGAAGCCGGCCCUCCCGACUCCACCCAAAGCGGACAAAGGGAAGAAGCCUGAACAACAGAAAAAGCAGAAGCCUGUUGUUCAGGAACCUGAGGAAGACCCUGCUCUGGCGGAAGCCCAAGAGCAGGAGGACCUGUUGGCCAUGGUAGACUACGUCUACCAAUUUGCCUAUUAG